This is a messenger RNA of Drosophila arizonae, 1515 nucleotides long. Its product is annotated as NF-kappa-B-activating protein. Gene Ontology annotation, biological process: regulation of gene expression. Gene Ontology annotation, molecular function: chromatin binding. The record is from RefSeq and is a predicted model, not a curated record. Gene Ontology annotation, cellular component: nucleus. NCBI's taxonomy places the organism in Eukaryota, Metazoa, Arthropoda, Insecta, Diptera, Drosophilidae.
ACAUAUAAAACCAAAACGUUUUCAUGACAUUUAUUUUCAUGUAAAAGAAAAUCAAAUAUUAAAUAACGAAAUAAAAAAAUGCGCUCGCGCACCAGAAGCCGCUCUCGGAGUCCACGAAGAGAUCGACACGACUACGACAAAUCACGUACGCGCACCGACAGGCGGGAAGCUUACAAGCCGGUGGCAGGAUCUAAGAAUAGAGAACGAGAUAGACCGCACAAAAAUGGGUAUGAGAAGUCUCCUUCGCGGCAAAACCGUCGCAGCUCGAAGCAACGCGAUUCGCCUCCACGACGACAGAGCGAGCGUGACCGCUCAUUGAGUACUGGGAGCAGUAGCAGCAGCACAGGAAGCAGCGUUAGUAGCAGUAGCAGCUCAAACAGAUCCGCCUCACGUAGUCGGAGUCGCCAUCGCAACCGUAGCCGAAGUCCUGUGAAACAGAGAAAAGAGUCUGUUGAGCGUUGGCCUAACGACCGCUAUCACGAAAACAACGACAGGCAAAGCAAUCCAUUUCGAGGACGUGCACCGGAACGUAGCUUCAUAAACGAUCCGGCUGAGCGGCCUAGUAGGAAAAAUUAUUCACACCGAGGUGGCGGUAAUCCGAGGGACUCAAAGGCUUUAAGUGCGAGACGCGCGCAACGUGUACGCAUUGGCGAGGAAGGCGUGCCAGAGGUUUGGGGCACAAGUCCGACGCGUUCAAGCACCCAUGAUGUGGAAUUAGUUAAGGGUUCCUAUGUGGGGCCCAAAAAGAAGAAAAAGAAAAAUAAGAAAUCAUCCAAAAAGUCAAAAAAGAAGGCAAAGAAAAUCAAAAAGAAGAAAAAGAACAGAGGCACUUCCAGUAGCUCAUCUGACUCAGCCUCCUCCAGCUCAUCCUCAUCAAGUUCCAGCAGCGAAGAUAGCUCAAGCGACGAUGACGAUAGUUCAGAGAGUGAUGAUGAGGAGGAACUUUGGCUAGAAAAGACAGCGGACGGCAUAAAAAAACCGCCAAAAAAGAAAGCCAAAAAAAGCUCAAGUAAAAAGAACAAGAAAAAGAAAAAGAAGAAGAAGAAAUCGGAGUCCGAAAAGAAGACUUCAUCUAGUUCAUCAAAGUCCAAGUCAAAAGCGAAUGGAUCUAAGAACGAGGAAGACGUGGGUCCGUCCUUACGCUCUGGCGGCAGCCUGAAUCAAAAGGACUUUGGACGAGCUCUGCUUCCGGGUGAAGGUGCUGCAAUGGCUGCUUACAUCGCGGAAGGCAAGCGCAUACCACGACGUGGAGAAAUCGGCCUGACAUCGGAUGAGAUUGCCAAUUUCGAAUCGGUGGGUUACGUGAUGAGCGGUAGCCGGCAUCGUCGCAUGGAAGCUGUGCGUAUUCGCAAGGAAAAUCAACUUUAUUCGGCAGAUGAGAAACGUGCCUUGGCCAUGUUUAGCAAGGAGGAGCGACAAAAGCGCGAGAAUAAGAUAUUAACACAAUUCAAGGACAUGAUUAACUCCAAACUGCAAGCUAAGGAUAAGAAGUAGUAAUAUGACGUUUUUGUAAAC